CUUCCGUGAUCUCGCUCUGCGACAUUCUAACGCAACCUCUGCCCACUUUCCCACCACCCUCCGCCCAUCUUUUUAUCAUCGCACCGCCCGUCCAACCCUAAUCCUCAAUCUAUUCGCGAGCACCGACUUCGGAACCUUUGGUCGGUCGAUCGCGGAACUUAUAUAGCGGAACCAUUUCUUGGCAUUCCGAAACCCUAGUUUCGACCCUUCCAGGUAGCGCCCCGUUCUCCGGCUAUUGAAACCCUAAAUUCCUGAGAGGGAGCCCAAAGGCGAUGGUUUUCUACUUCAAGGCCCGGCCGGAGGCCGGCGGUUACACCAUCUUCAUGGGCUUGGACAAGUACGAGAACGAGGAGCUGAUCAAAUACGGGUUUCCCGAGGACAUCUGGUUUCAUGUGGAUAAGAUAUCUUCUGCUCAUGUCUAUCUAAGGUUGAACAAAGGACAGACAAUUGAUGAUAUAAGUGAAGGCUUGUUGGAGGAUUGCGCUCAGCUCGUCAAAGCUAAUUCAAUUCAAGGAAAUAAGAUGAAUAGUAUUGAUGUUGUUUAUACCCCAUGGUAUAAUUUGAAGAAGACUCCUUCCAUGGAUGUUGGGCAAGUAGGCUUUCACAAUCCUAAAAUGGUUCGCACCGUAAGAGUGGAAAAGCGCAUAAAUGAGAUUGUUAACAGGUUGAAUAAGACAAAAGUAGAACGGAAGCCAGACUUAAAAGCUGAACGAGAAGCAGUCAGUGCGGCAGAAAGAGCUGAAAAGAAACUUCAGCAACGAGAGAAAAAACGUCGGGAAGAGAUGGAGAGGCUCCAGAAGGAGAAGCAGGCAGAAAUAAGGAGCUACAAGGGCUUGAUGGUUGCAGACAAGAUGACAUCUAACAAACAAAUUGCAUCCAACGAUAAAUCCCUGCAAGAACUUGAAGAGGAAUUCAUGUGAUCCCAGCUCCAAACAUCAGUCGAUAACUAAGUUUCAAGAUGCGGUCCACGUGACAGGUUGAAAGCUGUGGCAUGCGAUAUCAAAAAGGUUUUCUAGCCAACUGUAUUUGUGUGAUUCCAUAAUUUCAUUGUUACAAACUGUAAGCUUGUAUCAUAUCAUGAAAUAUCAGUGGGGAAAUUGUUGUUCUAAUCAACAACUUGUGCAACUAUUUGUAUAACAGUAUUUAUGAAAUGAAAGUUAUCUAUGCUUCAUUGCUAGAUUGUUGA
Molecule: messenger RNA, 1186 nt
Organism: Elaeis guineensis (African oil palm)
Lineage: Eukaryota; Viridiplantae; Streptophyta; Magnoliopsida; Arecales; Arecaceae
Source: RefSeq, a predicted model, not a curated record